Molecule: messenger RNA, 1091 nt
Organism: Etheostoma cragini (Arkansas darter)
Lineage: Eukaryota; Metazoa; Chordata; Actinopteri; Perciformes; Percidae
Gene: brms1
Product: BRMS1 transcriptional repressor and anoikis regulator
Exons: 10
Coding region: 256-1059 (267 amino acids)
Biological process (GO): negative regulation of transcription by RNA polymerase II
Cellular component (GO): Sin3-type complex
Molecular function (GO): histone deacetylase binding
Source: RefSeq, a predicted model, not a curated record
CUGAUUGGCUGAAUUCACGGGUUGUAGAGUCCGGCGAGGUAGCUGUCGAACUGAAGACUGAAGUGAAGAGGAAGUACUUAUUAAAAAGGAAAAUAUUGAAAAUGAUACUUUAACUUUGUAAAGCCGAGCAGAGGGAGAAGGUGAGCAGGCUCCUCUGGUCCCGGUGUGGUCCGGGGAAGGGGACAGCAUCGCCCGCCCGCCUGCACGGAGGCUUCCCGUUAACGUUAAUCCGUGCAGAGUUGGAAGCAGCCAGCCAUGCCAGCCCAACCCCCUGUGGAGCCGGAGGAGGAGAUGGAGGCAGAAGGAGAGUCCCAACUCCCUGAAACCAACGGAGCGGUGGAGCAAUCCAGAAAGGAAGAAAGAGGAGAGGAGACUAUUGAAGAGACCAUGGAGGAGAGCACGGAGGAAAGGGAUAGCGACUUGGAGGAUAGUGAAGAGGAGGAGGAAGAAGAGGAGAGUUCAGAGAUGGAUGAUGAAGACUGUGAGCGCAGGAGAGGAGCAUGUCUAGAUGAGAUGUUGGAUCUGGAAAAACUAUUUCAGGAGCUGAAAGACAAGUUGUUUCGAGAGCGGCAGCACCAGGUGAAAGUGAAGCUGGACGAGGUGCUGACAGGGAAGGCUGGAGAAUACAGAGAACCGCUGGUUUUACUACAGCAGAGCAUGCACAUCCAGACACAAGUAGCCAGAGUGUACAGAGAGCUGUGUCUGCAGGUGAUCAAACACAAGUACGAGUGUGAACAACAAGGAGCAAAGCAGCACCUGGAGAGUGAGCAGAUGUUGCUGUUUGAUGCCAUGAAGACCGAACUGCUGGAGAAGAUAAGAAGACUGGAGGAGGGCCGGCAGACCGUAGACCUUACCUCAGAGUGGAGUGAUGAGAUGGGCAAGAAGUGUAAAAGAAAGAACCUGCUGAGUCGUUCGGGGAGGAAAAAGAAAGCUGCUCUGGUUUCAGGGCCAUUCAUUGUCUACAUGUUGAGAGACAUCGACAUCCUUGAAGACUGGUCCACUAUCAAGAAGGCAAGAGCAGCACUGCCACCACUAAAAAACAAAGUUGAAAAGUGGUGAUAACAGCAGGAUCUAAUUGAAGACCAGUGGCA